CUCUGAAGCCAACUGAAUCCCCUACCUGAAGAAGACAAGCAGAGAGCAGACAGCGCCUCGGCCCGCGGCCCCCCUCACCCACCUACUCCCGCCCCGCCGGCUCGCCGUCGCCGUCGUGAUCCCGCGAUGUCUUCGUGGCUGCGGAGCGCGGUCAGCAAGGCCGUCGAGGCGGGCGGCCGCAGCGGCGUCGCCCGCACCGUGCUGGGCUACGCUGACGCCGUCGCUCACCACGCCGGCCAGGCCGUCGCCGAGGGCACCAAAAUCCUCAAUGAUCGCAUGAGCACUCAAAACUACAAAAGUGUCAAGCAGACAGUGAAGCGCUUGGAAGAGGCGGCGGUUUCAUCACGCGGGGACGAGAGAGUUCAGGUUCUAAGGCGCUGGCUCAGGGCGCUUCAAGAGAUCGAAGCUGCACUUGGAGGUUUGGAUGGGGCUGUCCCACAGAAUGUCCCUUCAAGUGAACCGAACACCUCAAAAUCACCAUUAGCAAGAGUCUUGUUUUAUGACGCUGACAUUGGAGGAUCUCCUAUGAACUUCCGAGAUGUAUUUCUCUAUAGCCAAGCACUUGAGGGUAUUACAUUGUCCAUGAUUCUGGAAGCUCCAAACGAAACAGAGGUUUCCCUGCUUUUGGAAAUUUUUGGCCUAUGUCUUACAGGAGGGAAAGAAAUUAAUAACGCGAUUAUGAGCAGUAUUCAAGACUUAGCAAAAUCAUUCUCGGUUUACCAUGAUGAAGUCCUGGUGAAACGCGAAGAGCUGCUUCAGUUUACCCAAAGUGCUAUUUCAGGACUAAAGAGGAAUGCGGAUGUUGUGAGGAUAGAUGCUGAAGCCACAGAAUUAUGGAAGAAACUAGAUGAAAAGGAGGCAUUGCGAGUUCAAUCAACUCAAGGCCCUGAAAAAGUUUCAGAAAAUACUGCUCUUGCAAUCGUUGAGUCUUUCAAAGAAGCACUCGCUGAAGUCCGGUUCUGCUCUAGAAUGGAAGAUCUGCUAAUGAAGAAAAAAACAAUUAGUGCUGGGGAUUCCCCAGAUGUUCACUCCCAAAAGGUGGACAAAUUAAAGGUCUUAGCAUCUUCCCUUGCUAAUUCGUCCUCCAAGGCAGAGAAGCGUAUUUUGGAUCACAGACGCCAGAAAGAGGAGGCUCUUAACUUUCGUGCCAAAAAGGAGAACGAAGUGUGUGCAGUUGAAAAGGAGUUAACUGCUGAGAUUUCUGAAUUGGAGAAGCAAAGGGAUGAACUCGAGGCUCAGUUGAAGAAGGUUAACAUUUCGCUGAAUUCUGCUGUUGGGCGGCUCAAGGUAACGAGGGAAGAGAGGGAUCAAUUUGAUGAAGCAAACAAUCAGAUGAUCUUUAGUUUAAAAGCAAAGGAAACUGAACUUUCAAAAAGUAUUGCCUCUUGUAAUGUGGAGGCUGGUGUAGUAAAAACUUGGAUCAAUUUCCUCGAGGAUACAUGGCAGCUUCAGUCGUCAUAUGAUGAACAGAAAGAAAAGAAAACCAAUGAUGAGCUAGAGAGAUGCACAGGCAAUUUUAUGAAGCUGACGAAAUUUCACCUUUCUACAUUCAAGGAAGUUCUAAACCCGUCAAUUGAGCGGAUCCACACAUACGUGGAUAAUUUGGCAGUCUUGAAUUCAAGGGAUGAGUCAACAGAACUUGAAGAUGAAGAGAUAUCAGAAAAGACAAGCCCACAGAAAUCCCUUGAGGAGGAAUAUUUGGAAACUGAAAAGAAGAUUGUAAUUGCCUUCAGCAUAACUGAUCACAUGAAGAAGCUGUUUUAUUCUGAGCAAGGAGCUAGUUCGAGGAAAGAUGAUCCAGAGAUCAGGAACUUAUUUUCAGAGAUAGAGAAACUGAGAGAGGCAUUCGAGUCUAUAGAAAGGCCGACACUAGAUAUUGAAGUCCGUAGAGCGAAGGUUCCGACAAAGGAGCGAUCUGAAUCGAACUCUUCACCUGUUCAGGCACCGUCGACGCCUAAAGCUACGCCUGUGGAUUCCCCCAAAUGUCCUGUGAAAUCCGAGCAGACUCCGGAUCCUGAUUUGGACCUUGCAGACUUGGAGUUAGAAUUUGGCAAAUCUAACAGAUACUCCCCGGAAGAUAUAAGCGGGUGGGAGUUCGACGAGCUUGAAGAGGAGCUGAGAGCUGACAUAUCCAAAUCAAGCAAUACGAAAUAACCAUUGACAAUGUGAGAUGUAUACUACGUUGCCUGCCUUGGCGUGCGGUUUUUUUCUGGAAACUGCGUACGGCCGGAUACUUGAAUGUACAUAGUGUUGUUUUAUUGUGUCCAUUGUUCUAUUCUUACUGUACGAGGUAUGCAAAUGCAAAUGUGUACACAGUUGACAAGUCAUUUUUUAUUUGUCUGUUCUUGUCAUGGACGUGUAUACAGAAAACAGUGAACCAUUUUCUCCCUAUGUACAACAGACUAGUACAGGUUUAUGUUUGAGCUUUUGACAAUGAAAAUAAUAAAUAUAUAUGCUGGGAAGAGGCUAAAUCGGCAGUUGCUUAA
Molecule: messenger RNA, 2486 nt
Organism: Brachypodium distachyon (stiff brome)
Lineage: Eukaryota; Viridiplantae; Streptophyta; Magnoliopsida; Poales; Poaceae
Product: protein Hook homolog 3
Exons: 18
Coding region: 127-2154 (675 amino acids)
Source: RefSeq, a predicted model, not a curated record